AUGCCUCCAAAGAGAACUUUUAAACAAACCACUAAAAAGCAAAAACUUGCUAUAGUUAUGUUUAUAGAAAAUCCAAAAAAUUACAAUAUUAUUGAUAGAAAUGCAGCAACUAGUGCUCCUAUAAGUGGCAAGCCAAUAACCAAAAAUGCUGGCUUUGCACAAAUAGCUUUAUUUAGAAAAACAAAAUGUUCAACCUACUAUCUUGAAAAUUUUGGUUUAAAUAAUGAAAUAUUAGAAGACCAAAAUAAAAAUGAAUUAAAUAAUGAAAAAGAUAAUAUACGAAAUGAAAAAUCUUCAUUAUUAUUUAUAUUAGAUGAAAUUACAUUAGAUGAUGAAUUAGAUAAAACUUUGUCAAAUAAUGAUAAAUUAACUGUAAUUGCAAACAAGAAAACUUCUGUAAAAGAUAUAUAUUUUAGAACAAAACAAAAAAGUCUUCAAAAUGAACAAGAACAAAUUGCUAUUAAAAUAAAAAUAGCUGAAAUAAAAGAAUUUGAA
Cetraspora pellucida is the source of this 495-nucleotide messenger RNA. NCBI's taxonomy places the organism in Eukaryota, Fungi, Glomeromycota, Glomeromycetes, Diversisporales, Gigasporaceae. The record is from the annotation of a GenBank genome assembly.